GAUGAAGACGUUUACUGCAACAGGCAGCCUGCUCCUCCUGGUGGUGGCACUGUCAGCCAUCGAGGCCGCUUCGGUGGCCAAGCCCGCAUGCGGUGCAACUUCCUCCUCGAAGAACAUCAACCUGAUCAACCCGACGAAUCCCCCAAGGGUUUGCGAGUACCACGUGAAGGCCUACAGCAAGUAUGUGUGCCAGCUGCGCAUUGACUUCGCCAUGACCUUGGCCCAGCCCACGUUGGAAACCCAAGGCUCGGGUCUGACCUACGCCGAGUGCACCAAGGACUACUUUGAGGUCAAUGGCCUGCGACUGUGCGGCACCGAGGUGUGGCAGCACAUCUACGUGCCCUUCAAUGCCACCGAUGGCGAGACUGUGGUGGAUCUCGAAAUUGGACUGGCCGAUCGUGCUGGAACCUAUGGAGAAGUCACGCCCAGCUGGGAUAUGACUGUGACCCAAUUGGAGUGCCCGGCUGGAGCCUCUGUUCGUUCCCUGGACGUGGAUGAUGAGCCAUUGACCAUUGAGGGUCGUGCCAGCUCUAUCAAGGAUGGAUUCUGGGUGGCUCCUCCGGGUUGCCUGCAGUACUUCCCCGAGACCAAGGGCGUCGUCAAGUCCUUUAACUACAACGAUGGCGAUGGCAUCUAUCCUUCCAAGUUGAACUAUGCCAUCUGCUUCCGUCGUAAUGUUGAUACUUCGAGCCUUACCAUGCGCGCGUAUUACUUCAAUGUCGGUGCCCAGGAACAGGCCAGCACCCUGAUGACCGAUAAUAGCUGCUAUGAUAGCGCCAGUACCGGCGAUUUGGAUGCCGAUUUCCUCAUGGUGCCCCAGGCCACCAUGGAGGACAGUCACACGCACGCCACCUAUUUCUGUGGCUCCAUCAAGAAGGAUGUGGUCAUAACGAGCAACAGUCCCGGUCCCCUGAUGGUUCUCUUUAACAGCGAUGACAUCUACAGGCAGAAUGAGGCUGGCUUUGCUUUCACCUACACCGUGUCCUAAGCGGCAAAAAUUUCUUUGAUAACAUAUUUACUCAAGCUAAAGAAGGAAUUUGCCAAUAAAAUCAUAGAGAGCUUUAAAAGAAA
Molecule: messenger RNA, 1071 nt
Organism: Drosophila kikkawai
Lineage: Eukaryota; Metazoa; Arthropoda; Insecta; Diptera; Drosophilidae
Source: RefSeq, a predicted model, not a curated record